GCGUGCUUCGGCCAGCUACUUCCGGUGCGACUGGCCUAGUACUGUCCUGGUACCGGCAGCCGCCUGACCCCGCCAAUUAUCUCGCGCCUGCUGCUACCCUCGCGGCCACGCCAUGGAGCGCCUUGAUAAAGCGGCGCUGAACGCGCUGCAGCAGCCAGAGUUCAGAAAUGAAAACACUUUAGCUUCAACCCUCAAGACACUCCUGUUCUUCACAGCUUUAAUGAUCACAGUUCCUAUCGGGCUGUAUUUUACAACUAAAUCCUAUGUAUUCGAAGGUGCCCUUGGAAUGUCCAAUAGAGACAGCUACUUUUAUGCUGCAAUUGUUGCUGUUGUUGCUGUUCAUGUGGUUCUGGCCCUGUUUGUCUAUGUGGCCUGGAAUGAAGGCUCACGGCAGUGGCGUGAAGGCAAACAGGAUUAAAGUGAAAAUCACCUUUUGAUAGCAUGAAAUUUAUUUUUGAAAAUGUUAAGUACUUCUGGGAUAUUGAUAAUAAAUACAUUUUCUUUGAAUAAAGUUGAAAGAACAUGUUAAAAUCAGUCUUAAGGAGUCAGUCGCAUUUGGCUAAAUUUUGACCCACCCAAUAAUAUGAUAUGGUCACUUUGAACUUUGAAUCUCCAUUUGCAAACGAAAAUUUGGAAAAGUUAAAUAGGUACAAAUGUAUAUGUUAAGAGAGUUAUAUUUUAUCCUAGGAAGAAUUUGAUUACCUUAUAACAACAAAAAUGUAUAGCGAUUUGCCUUAUACUUGCUUUUCAGUUUUAUUUCUUUGGGUAGAUUAAGAAAUGCUUAGUGAAGCAAAUCUAAAUUUCCUUUUUCACUGGAGGACUUCCUGAAAAAUACUCAGUCCUUGGAUUUGAGAUUCUAAUUUCCUGUGGGAAGUUCCCUAAAUUGUAGGCAGUAUAGUUAAUCUGAAUGUCACUGAGGAAGGAAAACUCUCACAUUCCAUUAUUUAAUGGGGAAAGUUGCUGAAAUUACACCCAUUCAUACAAAGAAUUUAGGGUUACGGAGGCAAAGAAUUGAGCUGACUGUCAGCAUUGUGAUUAUCAUGCUAACAUUGUGCCCUCAUUUUUCUUUGAAAUUAGGCUUCAGUUGCAGAGUUUAUCAAAAUCCCAUUUACUAUGUUGUCCUACUUUAAAAUAGAUAGUAUAUAAUAAGUAUUAGAAUGCCAAAAUGGCCAGCUUUCACACAUGGAGAGUGGAUACAGUCUUGAAAACACCAUAUUUCUUGGAGUUUUUGUUGAUCCUUUUUUUUUUUUAAAUCAGUGCUAAGUUACAUCCUGUAUUUAUAGAUAAUCCUUCAAGUCUUUUUUGACGAGAACACUCUUGCCCCAGAUAAAAAAGCCCUGUUACCUUGCUUUGGUACCUUCCUUCAGUCUAUGGUCAGAUAAACCACUUGGUACUGUGCAUAUGCAAUUUAAAGUGCUAUUCCCCAAAUAUUUAUUUUUUCUUAAAUGUUCAUAAUAUAUGUUCUGUAAAACACUAGGAAAAUACAUGUCACAAUUGGCCCGUAAUGUUACUACUUGCAGACUAUCAGUAGUUUAGUUCACAACUCCUGUUUCUUAAUGCUGGUUCCAAAUACACUACAACCUUGGUUUAAGUUUAGAUCUUGCCAACUCCACCAAAGAGCUGUUUGCAGUUUUCCCUAUACCUGAUAUUACCCAUUGUCUACCUUUAGUCUUCUUAAAUUCACAUUUCAAUGUUUUUAUCAUAAAUAAAAUUUUAAGAUAACUCAAAUAUAUAACGUGGAUAUAUCAAAACAUUACAUAGUACCCCAUAAGCAUGUAUGCUUUUUGUUUUUAUAUGUGAAUUAAAUGUAAUUGUAAAAAUGAAGAGCGUUCAAAUACCUGUUACUGGUAAUCCUAAUAUAAUGAGUGGCCCCUGCUUUAAUGUUUGCCAUUGUUGAUUUGUUUGUCUGCUGUUAUUUUUAUGCUGUGACUAGACUAGAGAAAUAGAGGUGAUUAGACAUAUAGAUAAUGUGUUUGUGUUACAUUAUCGCAAAGGCAAGAUUAAUGUAAUUAUUAAAGGAUUGUUCUUAA
Messenger RNA from Microtus ochrogaster (prairie vole), 2030 nucleotides. RefSeq names its product vacuolar ATPase assembly factor VMA21 (gene Vma21). Gene Ontology annotation, cellular component: endoplasmic reticulum membrane. Gene Ontology annotation, biological process: vacuolar proton-transporting V-type ATPase complex assembly. The record is from RefSeq and is a predicted model, not a curated record. NCBI's taxonomy places the organism in Eukaryota, Metazoa, Chordata, Mammalia, Rodentia, Cricetidae.